AUGGCAGCCUCGGGGAUCCAUUCACACCCCCGCCAUGAGGUACAUGAAACAGGACCCAAGAUGGUCAAUCGCCUGGCGCAGAGUAGAUCUCCCUAUGUCCGAGGACACUCGAACAAUCCCGUCGCGUGGCAAACGUGGGAUGCGGAAGCUAUGGAGCUUGCCAAGAAGCAUAAUCGACUGAUCUUCCUGAGCAUCGGUUAUUCUGCGUGUCACUGGUGCCAUGUCAUGGAAAAAGAAUCAUUCAUGUCACCGGAAGUGGCGUCGAUCCUAAAUGAGUCUUUCGUCCCGAUCAAGGUUGAUCGCGAAGAACGUCCUGACAUUGAUGACAUCUACAUGAACUAUGUCCAGGCCACCACGGGCUCUGGCGGUUGGCCUUUGAACGUCUUCUUGACUCCAAACCUGGAGCCAGUGUUUGGUGGUACUUACUGGCAAGGCCCUAAUUCAACGACCUUCAUGGGCCCGGAUGCGAUUGGCUUCGUUGAGAUUCUGGAGAAGCUGAGAGAUGUCUGGCAAACACAACAGCAGCGCUGCCUUGAUAGUGCAAAGGACAUUACCAAGCAGCUGAGAGAAUUCGCCGAGGAAGGAACUCACUCUCAUGGAGAGCGCGAGGUGGACGAGGAUAUGGACAUUGAGCUUCUAGAGGAAGCCUACCAGCAUUUCGCAUCUCGUUACGACUCGAUCAACGGCGGAUUCGGCCGCGCACCCAAGUUUCCUACUCCCUCGAACCUCAGCUUCCUACUCCGACUCGGUGGCUACCCGACUGAGAUUAAGGAUAUUGUAGGGCAGGAUGAGUGUGAACAAGCAACCGCCAUGGCUGUCACUACCUUGGUGAACAUGGCUCGCGGUGGAAUUCGGGAUCAUCUCGGUCAUGGAUAUGCGCGCUAUAGUGUGACGACGGAUUGGAGUCUCCCUCAUUUCGAGAAGAUGCUUUACGACCAGGCGCAGCUGUUGGACGUCUAUGUGGAUGCAUUCCGUUUGACUCAUGACCCUGAACUUCUCGGUGCUGUGUAUGAUCUUGCCGCCUACUUGACUACAGAGCCACUGCAAUCGCCCACUGGAGGAUUCUUCUCUUCUGAAGACGCGGACAGCUACCCAAGCCCCAAUGACACAGAAAAGCGCGAGGGUGCUUUUUAUGUCUGGUCAUUCAAGGAACUAACUCAAGUUCUCGGUCCUCGAGAUGCCCCUGUUUGCGCACAACACUGGGGUGUCCUUCCCGAUGGCAACGUCGCACCGGAGUACGACCCACACGACGAGUUCAUGAACCAAAACGUGUUUUCCAUCCGGGCCACACCAAGCAAGCUUGCCAAGGACUUUGGUCUCAGCGAGGAGGAGGUGGUCAAGAUCAUCAAGACUGGAAAACAGAAGCUGCACGACUACCGUGAACGAACACGCGGGCACCCAGACCUAGAUGACAAGAUAAUUGUGGCAUGGAACGGUCUGGCAAUCGGGGCACUCGCCAAGUGCAGCACUCUCUUUGAGGAGAUUGAGAGUUCCAAGGCUGUACAGUGCCGAGAGGCUGCAGCACGUGCGAUCAGCUUCAUCAAAGAGAACCUCUUCGACAAGGCCUCUGGACAGCUCUGGCGCAUCUACCGUGAUGGCAGCCGUGGCGAUACUCCCGGCUUCGCCGAUGAUUACGCAUACUUGACCAGUGGCCUACUCGACAUGUACGAAGCCACUUUCGACGACAGCUAUCUUCAAUUUGCCGAGCGACUGCAAGAGUACCUGAACGAAUACUUCCUGGCCGAAUCAGGCUCUACUUCUACCGGAUACUACAGCACCUCGUCAGUCACCACCCCCGGCAUGCCCGGCCCACUCCUUCGUUUGAAGACCGGCACCGAGUCCGCUACACCUUCUGUGAACGGCGUGAUUGCACGCAAUCUCCUGCGUUUGGCAGCCCUCCUCGAGGAUGAGAGCUAUCGGAGCCUGGCCCGACAGACCUGCAAUUCUUUCGCAGUGGAGAUCAUCCAGCAUCCAUUCCUAUUUGUCGGAUUACUGGACGUGAUCGUAGGUCUUCAGAUCGGCACUCGCACAGUGACAGGCGUUUUCUCUACCGCUGAACUCUCUUCGAGUCUUGGCCGAACCGAAGAACCCCUGUCGGCACGAGACCUAAUCAGGCGGCGGGUCCGGGCCAAGGCUGGCAUGGCAGUGUCCUCAUCCAUCGUAGUGACUUCGCUUAUCGACAUCCGUCCCACUCAUCUGAAAGACUUUGUCGGCAACCAGUCGUUCUGGCUGAAGUCACGCAACCCGCUCUUCAAAGAACUCAAAGCCGCCGAGCCGGCCAAGAAUUACCUAAUGGUGUGUGAAGCGGGAAAAUGCACGACAGCUGACCUAUAG
Penicillium antarcticum is the source of this 2334-nucleotide messenger RNA. RefSeq names its product thioredoxin domain-containing protein. Gene Ontology annotation, biological process: carbohydrate metabolic process. Bases 1 to 2334 code for a protein of 777 amino acids. NCBI's taxonomy places the organism in Eukaryota, Fungi, Ascomycota, Eurotiomycetes, Eurotiales, Aspergillaceae. The transcript is spliced from 4 exons. The record is from RefSeq and is a predicted model, not a curated record.